Messenger RNA from Owenia fusiformis, 761 nucleotides. The record is from the annotation of a GenBank genome assembly. NCBI's taxonomy places the organism in Eukaryota, Metazoa, Annelida, Polychaeta, Sabellida, Oweniidae.
GUAAGUACAUUCAGCCAUUAUACGUAAAUAGAUUCCAAACACAAACUAUAGGCCUCCCAACGCUAGGCACAACAAUCGAAGUCAAAUUGAUUCCGGAAAUUAAACUUUUAGCUCUAGUCAAGGCAGAAAACCUGGGAAAAUAUUGCGAUUUAGGUCAAGUUAGCUUAAAGUGCGAGUAAUGGAUAAUAAAAGUCAAAGGCAAGUUGGGGAAUGGAUAAGAGAAUGCAUAGCAGUGAUUGAUGAUAUGCGGAAGAGAAAGAAAGAGCUGCUGAAGGAGAUGAAGGAUGAAGAAGAAGAGGGUCGUCAUGUCCAUAAUGAGAUUAGGAGUCUAACUGACAGACUGAUGAACAUCAAUAAAAGCCUUAGUGAGAAAAUGGAAGCCAGGGUUCAGUUUGACCGAGCAAUAGAAAAUACUGAAUCAUCUUACAAAAGGCUUCUCGAAGCGUCUGAAAUGAUGAUCCAAGGCGUUAGGCAUAACUACAAAAUACUAGGAGAAGAGAUGCCAGAGGCCUCUAGCGAGGACCACGAUACAUUACACAAUUUUCCGUCAAGAGCAUCUCGGAUGUCUAGGCUCAAUACAAACAUUUCAAGAAAUGACACUUUAUUAUCAAGGAAUCCGACAAACGUAACGAGGAACAACACAAAUACGUCUAGUAAACGAGCCUCUCGGAGUAACUCGAAAACGUAACUGAAUGUGAAAUUGUAACCUCAGACCAAAUGCAUAAUUUAAUAUUCAGUUUAACAUGAUUUUUAGGUUAAAU